UACGGAAGUAACGUUUGCGUCUCUUCUCUCGCGUUACGUUCUAAACCUUCUCCUUGGUUUAAAGCACAACAUUAGCCAACGUCUUCUGGAUUUGGAAACAGCGUUACCCGGGUGACAUGAGUGUGGCGCUCACGCGAGGGGCGAUUGAAGCCCUGGUCCAAGGCUCACAGGUGGACAACCCCGUACUGCAGCUUCUGAACAUGCGUUCGAUCGAUUGUUCCUCGGGCCAAACCAGGUUCCGGCUUAAGAUGAGCGACGGUCAACACUCUUUGUCUUCCUUGCUGCUGGCCUCCCAAUUAAAUUAUCUGGUGGAAGAGAACCUCCUGGUACCAACCUGUGUGUGCAUGCUGAAGAAGACCACCACCAGCACAUUGUCAGAUGGCAGGCUCGUGGUGACUGUGAUUGAUAUGGAGAUAUUGCAGUCGGCUGAGGAAACCGGAGGGAUGAUUGGAAAUCCAACUCCAUCUUAUGCAAGAGAUAAGACGUCAUCUUCAGAGGAUUCGAUCUCAAGCCCCCCAGCGUGCUCUUCGUCAGUAGCAGUACCUGGACCCUCCUAUGAGGACAACAUAACCCAUUCUCCUCCCCAAGGCUGGGGAAGAAGUUUUGGGGGAACAUCACCCAUGAAGAUGUCACCCAUGAAGAUGUCACCCAUGAAGAUGUCACCCAUGAAGGCGUCUCCCAUGAAGGCGUCUCCCAUGAAGGCAUCACCCAUGAAGGCAUCACCCAUGAAGGCAUCACCCAUGAAGGCAUCACCCAUGAAGAUGUCACCCAUGAAGAUGUCACCCAUGAAGAUGUCACCCAUGAAGGCUACCAGCUCCUCUCCAGGUUCUUCAACAAAAGUGAUGCCUAUUGCCGAACUCAACCCCUACCAAAGCAAGUGGACUAUCAGAGCCCGAGUCACCAACAAGUCCAAUGUCCGCACCUGGAGUAACUCCAGAGGGGACGGCAAGCUCUUCUCCUUUGAGAUAGUGGAUGAGAGCGGAGAAAUCAAGAUCACGGCCUUCAACAACGAGGUGGACACGUUUUUCUCUUUAGUGGAGCAAGGCAAGGUGUACUACAUCUCCAAGGCAACGCUGAAGGUGGCCAACAAAAAGUACAAUUCGCUGAAGAACGACUAUGAGAUGACGCUGCACGCUAAUACAUCCAUUGUGCCGUGUGACGACGGUCAGGAAGUCCCCACAGUGCAGUGUGACUUUGUGCCCAUUGCCCAGCUGGAAAACAGAGACAAAGACGCCGUCAUUGAUGUUAUCGGUGUGUGCAAGAGUGCGGAGGAUGUGUCCCGUAUCACCACUAAGACCAGCAGAGAAGUCUCCAAGAGGGCCCUCCACCUAAUAGACAGAACUGGCAAAGUAGUGUCAGUCACACUGUGGGGAGAGGAGGCAGAGAAGUUUGACGGCACUGGGCAGCCUGUGGUUGCCAUCAAAGGCGCUCGCUUGUCUGAUUUCGGAGGCAGAUCUCUCUCUGUUUUGUUCAGCUCAACACUCAUGGUCAACCCAGACAUACCAGAGGCCUUUAGAUUGAGGGCCUGGUACGACCAGGAAGGCUUCGCUCUCGACAGCCAAUCCCUGACAGAGACGAGGUCAGUGGGCAGCGGGGCAAAGAUGAACUGGAAAACACUGAGCGAUGUGAAGAAUGAACACAUGGGACAUGGAGAGAAGGCGGACUAUUUCACCUGUUUGGCGACGGUGCUGUACAUGCGCAAGGAGAAUUGUCUGUACCAGGCCUGUCCAUCUGCAAACUGCAACAAGAAGGUUGUAGACCAACAGAACGGACUGUAUCGCUGCGAAAAGUGUAACAGAGAGUUCCCCAACUUUAAAUACAGAUUCCUACUCUAUGCCAACUUGGCAGACUUCGGGGAUAACCAGUGGGUGACGUGCUUCCAGGAGACAGCUGAGGUCCUGUUAGGUCACAGCGCAGAAACACUGGGACACUUAAGAGACACAGACGAGACGGCAUUUAAUGAAGUCUUCCAAAAAGCCAACUUCACAACGCACAUCUUUAAAAACAGAGUCAAGCUUGAGACGUACAACGAUGAGAUUCGGGUGAAGGCAACUGUGAUGGAAGUCCAACCAGUGGACCACAGGGAAUACAGCAGAAGGCUCCUCAGUAACAUCCGCAGAUUGGCCAGCUGAACUCAUCCCACGUGUCUCCGACCGACCGACCGACCUCUGGUCUGGCGUGUCCGACGUUUUGCACCAGAGAGAUAAACGGCGCAUCUGACAGCGGCAGCGGAGGAGAGGUUCGGUGAUUCAUCUGAUUACAUGGCAGCCACACAAAAGACUUGAUAUUCAGUUGUUUGCUUCCUACGACAGACCAGUUGUGCAACACUGGAAAUGUGUUGGAAAUUACUUUUGCCUUUUAAUUUACUGACAUUUUACCAAAGAAGUUUGACUUUUAGAAUUAAGCAGAAGUAGUGUGUCUUCGACCUGCUGAUGUUCGUUGUCCUCCGUGCGUCGUACAGAUCGGCUCGCUCUCUUUCUUUCUUUCACACAUCACUCAUGUCUGUCUAAGUCGAGUAAGAUGAUCAUGAUCAUGUCAUUUUUUUUUUAAUUGCGAUUGUUUCGUGUUUAAAAAUUAAGGUGUGGGAAAAGUGUGUUAAAGAUGCAUGUGUUUGUAUUUGUUUUUAACGGUCUUCAUCGUCUCUAUUGCGUUUUAAACCGAAUAUGUUUAUCUUGUGAAAAAGAGUUUGAUUUGCUUUCUAGAAGGUGACCUUUAAAAAAUAUUUAAAUUACUUAAAAACAUUGUUUGUCUUCAUCACUUGCUUUAAAAUGUAUCUAGAUGUCUUGAAAAGUGAGGCAUUGGAAAAAAGAAAGUUUAAAAAGGCUUUAAAAAGUUUCCUGCCACAGGUAGAAAUUUUAGAUUUAAAAUGCGGUUCCAUCAAAUUGCCAACUGUCCUGGGACACUACACACACCGACAAACGAAUCUGGGAUAAAACAUUGUUAUCCCCACUAAUAGUGUGGAACCAUCAUAUAUUUUGACUGUGAAUCAUCUUAUGUGGACUCAAAAAAUGGCCUAAAAAAUUCUUAAAUUCAAUCAGGCUGUUCACUGCUCUCAUUCAGGUCUUUUUACAUUAAACUCCUUUUUCAAAAUGAAGUGGCUGUAUCAACUUUUCAAACUGCUUUUUGCUUGCAGUGAGAGAACAUUCAGACCCUGGAAAGCAAGGACAGCGCUUUAGUGGCGUGCCUCUCUCUCGACCAAGGUGUGGCUCAAGGGCAUGACACUGAUUUAUGUUGGCAGCGGGCCGCCUGCUCCCCUCACUCCGAGCAUCAUCAGCACCAUCUCCUGCCUGCCGCCUGCCAUGCUGUGUGAGGAGAGACAAGAAAUUAUGGCGAGGACAGGGGCUGUGACAAAGGUCGUCCUGCCUGGAAUCAGACUGUGGACCAGGCGCCAUGAGCAUCGUUCAGCUCAACCGCCACUUUGCCUCCAUUAGGCUGUCUUGAUGUUUUGUAAAACUGCACCAUACAGUAUUUUUUCUUUGCUGUUUAUCACUCCUUAAUAAUAUCCUAUCAGUAGGAGAGAGAAAAAUACCAGCAGCAAACUAUGCCAGACUCCAUCGUCUUCUUGUAUCCACAUGCAGCUGCGCACGAAACCCUCAGAAAUGCAACAUCUGCCGUGCACUCAAUCAGUCGGACCUCGAUCCGUUGAUCUGCGCCGUUAUUUGUGUAGCCACAAGCUGUGGAGCUGUGAUAUCCCCUCGGAGGAAAACAGAUUUUCGCGAGUCACGAGAUUCUCCACGCAGCAUUGUCAGUGGCGCCAUGCGGCAGGUGGUCGGGAUAAACAUCUGGUGCUCUGGCUCUCUCCCCCCCCCCCCCCCUCCACCGGCCCCGACGUGAGUGUCCAUUACUAAAAUGCUAAUCGAUAAUUCAAUGCUUUAUAUGUUGCAUUUAGGCAGAAAGUACCCAUAUUCAUAGAGGCAUUUUUUAGUUGUUGUUCCAUAAAAUGAGGCAUCAAAAUUCAUGCUAAAAGGGCCAGAUUAUGGUCUGCUUCUGUAGCCGUAUAUAUCCUUUAACAGCACCAGCCCUCUUCAUCUCCUGUAUUUCUUCAGAUGUGGCCCCUCUUUGUAAUAACGGAAGAGGGAUCCUCUCCGGCCGUUUUUUCUCCUCAGCCUAAUUAGAGACGCUCUCUCCUCACUUCUUUGCCUUCCCAUUUAUCCUGCACCUUAAGAUAAUGAGUUGGGCUUAAUCAGGCAUUCCAAUUCACUUAGAAAUUAAUGAAAUGUUGAAAUCAUUCACAAGGAGUUUUCAUUAAAAAAAAAAAGAUUUCUUGCUCCGUCUGUCUUUUUUCUCCGCUUCUUUUCUUUUCUCCGAUGAAGCUGAUCUCUUUUGUGUCUGUUUAAAAGUCACAGUCGAUUCUUUUAGCACAAGAAGAGCCUGGACAUAAUUAUUACUAUUAUUAUUAUUAUAUAUUAUUAUAGCUUUUACUGUGAAAAAGCAAACUGAAAGAUGUAUGUCGUGGCAAAGAGUUGUUUCUCAGAGGAAUAACACUUUUCAUUACAAUGGUCCUGUAGUGAUGUGUUCAGGGGAACGGUGACUUAUCUUUAUGUUGACGUAAGACUGCAGUCGGACUUUGUUCCGAUCACAUUGCUGUCCUAUCCUCCCAUCCCCGACAAUUUCUGAGCACGUGAGCAGCGGCAGAAGGAAAUGCUGCACGUUGUGUGUUGCGUUCAAGAGCAGGCUCGCGCAGAGUGUAAGGUAAUGAUUGCUCGGCGUGGCUGCAGAAUUAUAGUCUAAUUUAUGAUUCUGGUUCGCGUCCAAACGCACUGACUCAGAAGGCGACAUGCUGUGAGUAGGCUGGUGACACACAUCAGUGACACACCUCCGUCUGCUAAGUGUGUGAGACUCAGGGAGGUAAGAAAGAAAGAAACGCGCAGACUGUUUUAUACUCUGCAGAGGUUUUGCAUUACUGCUCUGAAACUGGUCCAUAAUUCCCUAAUUCUGCAUAUACACACGAGACAUCUGUCAUCAAACUUCUUGUGAAUAUUAAUUGGGGGGGGGGGUAUCUCUAUACCGAUCGGUCAAAUGUCAAGUUUCAACAAAAACAUUGGUUCAAAAAACACAUAUCCCAAGAUAUUGCUUGAAUUAAUAGGGCUGGAGAGACUAUCUAGAGCUUAUAUGGAUAAAAAAAAGUCUUCCACAUUAUAUGUCAGGAAGAAAUCACAUCAUGCAUUCGUUCAAAUAUGCAUUUUUUCUUUUAGGUAUCUCUGCAUCCCAUGUGUUUCCGUAGAAACCGGACCCUAAUGCAGACACCAGGCCAUGUGAUCGGGCCUAUGGUCUUGUCCUUUGCGAAUACAGAUGUGACGUGGUUGGAGGUGAAGGCCACUGUGUUCACGUGACCUGACGGCCAUUCCGUCGCGAAGUCGAUUGCUGAGGGCCGAUGAAAUUUGAGAAAUUCUCAUUUUUUACACUGCAGUUAUUGUAUAUUGUCUCUGACUUGCCCUUUUAACUCCUCCAUUAUUUUCCAAGUGGAACCGCGGUCCCUGGAGACGGGGCGAGCGUCCAGUGACUGGCCCGGUGACCUGUCCUCCUCGAGCACCAGCGGCAGACGAUCGGCUGACCGGCGGCAGGUUUGUUCUCACCUCGUCCAGUUCGCCCGGGCUCCGAGUCUCCUCCCUGUUGCCGACGUCCACGUCACAUCAUCUUCUUCCUCAUCUCGUGCGCUUUCAACGCAUUCACGGCACAUAACUCACACGUACUGUACAUGCAUUUCGUUGCUGGUGCUCUCACAGCCGACUGUUCACUCUGCGAUAAUUUGACUUUAUAUAGAAGACAUUUCCUUCCGUGACACUCAUGUGUGGACUCGCGGCUUGAUUGCAACCCUUUAUUAUCCAGAAGAGGAAAUUCACAUGCGUAAUAAUGCACAAGGACAAAAGAGAACGGCUGAGACAGUCGAUAAUCAGUACUCAUCAGGGAGGCUGCGCAUAAUCUCCCCAAUCACCAUAACCACAUACUGUACAUCCCUUGCACACAAGGUAGAGCAGUCGCUUUGAAUUAAAUGUCCAACAUUAAAAGACAAAAGGACUGAGACAACACGUUAAAGAAACACACGGUGAUUUAAAGACACACAAAUAUGAUUUAAAAGAGGCAAAUAAAAUAAGAUGAUCAAAAUAAGCGACACCGGAAUUUAACUGAUUUAACAGGGGAGUUUAACAUUUUUUAGAUUGCAGUCACAGUGCAGUGAGGAAAACUGUCCUUUUACUUUUCAUGAAAUUGAAUAAAAUGUAGUGGCAAAUUAAAAA
Messenger RNA from Scophthalmus maximus (turbot), 6236 nucleotides. RefSeq names its product replication protein A 70 kDa DNA-binding subunit. The coding region runs from base 117 to 2132 and encodes 671 amino acids. Gene Ontology annotation, biological process: double-strand break repair via homologous recombination; DNA replication; telomere maintenance via telomerase. The transcript is spliced from 19 exons. Gene Ontology annotation, cellular component: DNA replication factor A complex; nucleus. The record is from RefSeq and is a predicted model, not a curated record. Gene Ontology annotation, molecular function: single-stranded telomeric DNA binding; damaged DNA binding. Lineage: Eukaryota; Metazoa; Chordata; Actinopteri; Pleuronectiformes; Scophthalmidae.